AUGGCUGUAUUGGCUGAAUGGGAUGAAGCCGGGUUAGCCCUGAAACCAAAGGAGGCACGCUUCUGGGAGAGGCGUGAGGCCACCACCUUCUUGAGCAGAGAAAAAGCUUGGAUUGAACAAUGGCUUAAUGCAUGGAAAGAGCUUGACGAACAUCAAGCCAGCACCACCGACUAUUACAACACAGAUCAGUACUUUAACCAUCCUCUCCGAAAGGCCAACCCUGCUCUCAUCAUUACGAUGUUCAUUGCCGUUGCACUGAGCGUGAUUGCCAAUGUCAGCAGAUCACCUUGUAAUUUGGUGUUACACCUCAUGAAACAUAUGCUUCAAUUGGUUGCACCAAGUGUGACUUGGGAAAACAUACCUGAAGAUAUUUGCACUGCACAUCAAAAAUUUGACUUAGACCCUGUUACAACGACUUACGCUACAUGCCCUGCUUGCUCUUUCCUAUAUGCGCCAGUUGAAAAGGAUGGGCAUCAAGUAUAUCCUCCAUGA
This is a messenger RNA of Laccaria bicolor S238N-H82, 492 nucleotides long. RefSeq lists its product as uncharacterized. The record is from RefSeq and is a predicted model, not a curated record. The transcript has 3 exons. Bases 1 to 492 code for a protein of 163 amino acids. NCBI's taxonomy places the organism in Eukaryota, Fungi, Basidiomycota, Agaricomycetes, Agaricales, Hydnangiaceae.